AUUUGGCUGACAUCUCAUACUAACUGGAGCAGGACACACAGACAGCGAUAACAUUGCUACAGAAAGUCACUAGCGUUUGUACGGGAGGAGCAGCCAUUUCCAUAACACAAUGGGACGAUGUUGCCCAUGUCCGUGUCUGAAGGAGAAGUGCGACUCCCGGUGGCCGAUCCUGUUUGUUAUCACAGUGGCUAUGAUUGUGGAUUGCGUGCUGUUCACUAUUGUAGCUCCAAUCGCCCCAGCAAUUCUUUAUGACAUUGAGUAUGGGAAAGGAAACACAACAUUUCAGAACUCCUCCGGUUCCUCCAGUGCUUAUCCCAUUUCCAGCUAUUCUUCCUUAUCAAAUCUUUCACUCUUUGACAACUCGAGUAAAGAACCGUACCAUGACCGGAUCACUAACAGUACUGAGAGCCCUGGCAAUAAAAGGAAGUGCUAUGAGGGGACCGAAUAUUUAAAGGAACAGAACGUAAGAGUUGGUCUCCUCCUUGCUAUUAAAGCCAUACUGCAGCUUCUGACAAACCCCAUAGUGGGCAAACUCAUUAACAGAACUGGAUAUGAUGCCCCGCUGUUUUGUGGCUUCUUCAUUGUGUUCCUCUCCUCUCUUAUGUUUGCCUUUGCCAAUUCCUAUGCCUUUCUUUGUGUGGCCAGGGGGCUCCAGGGAAUUGGAUCCUCUUUCACCAUGGUGUCAGCUAUGGGCAUGCUGGCACAUGUGUUUCCAGAUGAUGCUGAACGAGGGAAAGCCAUGGGUAUAGCCAUGAGUGGUGUUGCCAUUGGGAUACUUGCGGGGGCUCCUUUUGGUUCUGUCAUGUAUGAGUUUGUUGGAAAGGCUUCUCCAUUUCUGGCCAUUGGAGUCUUGGCCCUUCUAGAUGGAGUACUCCAGCUUUUCAUACUUCGGCCUACAAAGUUUACUCCAUUGGCUAUUCCUCCCACACCCUACAGAGAUCUUGUCUUGGAUCCUUACAUUAUGGUGACUGCAGUGGGCCUUUGUAUUGCUAAUCUUACCUUUGGCAUGCUGGAACCAACAAUACCCAUCAGAAUGAUGGAAACCAUGUGCGCCCCCCGCUAUCAACUUGGGUUGUCUUUCCUUCCCUCUGUGAUCACAUAUUUCAUUUGCUUGAAUGCCUUUUCGGGGCUUGCACAAAAAAUUGGGAGGUGGCUGUGCAUUAUGAUUGGAAUGAUAAUUCAAGGAAUCGGUGUCAUGUUUCUGCCGUUAGCAUUGAAUAUAUUUGGACUGAUUGGACCUGAUGCCGCACUGGGGUUUGGCUUUGGAUUGAUGGAGACAUCAGUAAUGCCACUCAUGGCACAUCUGGUAGAUUUACGGCACACUUCUAACUAUGGAGGCAUUUACGCCAUCUCUGAUAUUGCUCUCUGUAUUGGUUAUGCACUGGGUCCCUCAUGUGGAGGAGCCAUUGCCAAGGCCCUUGGAUUCACCUGGUUAAUGAUAUUAUUGGGUUUAUUAAACAUUCUCUAUGCCCCAAUCUUCAUUCUACUGCGCAACCCGCCUGGCAAAGAGGAGACAAAGCCUGUACUAAACCCAGAGGAGAAGCAAGAGGAGGAAGACUUGUGACAACUUCCCAGACAUGUUCCUCACAGGCGUCAUUGAUGAUGAGAUGGCCUUUGGCUCUAAGAAUAACAAAAGCACACCCUUCUGACCAACAACUCUCAUUCUUCUUUCUGAAACAAUGACUUAUUUAACCACUGACAAGCUAAAAACGGACACCUAUUAUUCAGUAGUGGUUAGUUUAAUAAGGCUCAGGCCUGGCACAUACUGGGUAUGUCUGUUCCACCAAGUCAUGGGCCACCAGACACCUCUUUGCUCAGGUGCAAAUAGCACUAUGCUUAAGAUUUUACUAUAGAUUUUUUUAGUGUGUGCAGAUUAGUUCACCAAAAGAGGGAAGCUAUUUUAAUUGGGACCUCCUCUAUUUUUUGGUAAUCUUAUACAGUAGACCAGUGAUCCCCAACCAGUAACUCGGGGGCAACAUGUUGCUCACCAACCCCUUGGCUGUUGCUCCCAGUGCCCCCAAACCAGGUAGUUAUUUUUGAAUUCCAGACUUGGGAGCAAGUUUUGGUUAAAGAAAAACAAGAUUUAAUACGUGCAUAGAGGCCCCUAAUAGCCAAUCACAGCCCUUAUUUGGCUCCUCCAUGAACUUUUAUGGUGCUUGUGUUGCUCCCCAAGUCUUUCUACAUUUGACUGUGGCUCACGAGUAAGAAAGGUUGGGGACCCCUGCAGUAGAUCAUCAUCAUAGUGCAAUCAGCUGGGGGAGGAAAAGUAAUGAAAGUGCUUUCCACUGUUUGGUGUAAAUGGAAAAUGGGUUAUGAAAUAUCUGUUCCAUGAACAAAACUGCUAGUGAUACAAGUGCGCAGUUUAUUGGAGCCCCAUUUAUCAUAUGCUAGAGAUUUAUUUAUUUGUUGUUAUUAUUCAAUAUUGGUGCUAAUUUUAUGUUAUUUGUUUGGCAGUAUUAGUCAGUGUAGGUGCUGGCGUUUCCCAUAUUCUGUACACAUGUUUGUACAUGUGAAAUAAAAGAAAUAUUCCCAUUAUCAAAAUAAAGUUUUAUACUGUCUUUCAAACCAAAAUUUGUUAAAAAGUACCAUUCAACACAGAAACCCCUAAUAUACCUAUCACUGUAAUCUGUUCCUUCGAAAAGUAUGAAUAAAUAUCAUUUUUAUAUGCUGAAAUCCAGCUGCAAAACA
This is a messenger RNA of Xenopus tropicalis (tropical clawed frog), 2688 nucleotides long. RefSeq lists its product as uncharacterized. The record is from RefSeq and is marked provisional. Lineage: Eukaryota; Metazoa; Chordata; Amphibia; Anura; Pipidae.